Equus caballus (horse) is the source of this 3556-nucleotide messenger RNA. It is a transcript of the gene H2BC5, whose product is annotated as H2B clustered histone 5. Gene Ontology annotation, molecular function: protein heterodimerization activity; DNA binding; structural constituent of chromatin. NCBI's taxonomy places the organism in Eukaryota, Metazoa, Chordata, Mammalia, Perissodactyla, Equidae. Gene Ontology annotation, cellular component: nucleosome. The record is from RefSeq and is a predicted model, not a curated record.
UUAUAGUAGCUUUGGGUAGCCUAGUCUAGGCCUUCCGAUUGGGUCAAAGCAAAGUAAAGAAAUAGCCAAUGAAAAGGUAGAUCUGCGACUAUCAUUUACAUUCGCAAUCGUGACGACACAGUAAAAUUAAUCCAAUCAUGAGCGAAAUUUUACUAACCUUAUUUGAAUACCGCAUCUAUAAAUAAAUGUGGCCUCGCUGGGGGUGAUUAUUUUCCCAGGUGUUAGCGAUAGUGUUGUAACUUUUAACGCUACAAUGCCUGAACCUACUAAGUCGGCUCCAGCCCCGAAGAAGGGCUCCAAGAAAGCGGUGACCAAGGCGCAGAAGAAGGACGGCAAGAAGCGCAAGCGCAGCCGCAAGGAGAGCUACUCGGUCUACGUGUACAAGGUGCUGAAGCAGGUCCACCCCGACACCGGCAUCUCGUCCAAGGCCAUGGGCAUCAUGAACUCGUUCGUCAACGACAUCUUCGAGCGCAUCGCGGGCGAGGCGUCGCGCCUGGCGCAUUACAACAAGCGCUCGACCAUCACCUCCAGGGAGAUCCAGACGGCCGUGCGCCUGCUGCUGCCCGGGGAGCUGGCCAAGCACGCUGUGUCGGAGGGCACCAAGGCCGUCACCAAGUACACCAGCUCCAAGUAAACUUGCCAAGUCUCCAAGUUGAUCCUGAUGUUGCUCCGGGACUUGGCGAUGACCGCUCACCCAGAGCACAUAAGCGCAUGCUCUGACAACUUUGUUCUGCUCAGUUUCUUUUCUUUUCAUUUUUUGUUUUCUUUCUUACCGUAUACAUAUGUAUUACUGAAAAGAGGCUGAAGACAAUGUGAGUUUUCACGGAAAUAUUACCGAGGUCUUUUGGUUUGCUUGCUUUGCAAUUGGUCUAAUUUUUGCUUAAGGCUUUGAACGGCGAGUGGGGGAGGUAGAGGAGCAGCCUAUACUGUGCCCAGCAGGCACCGAGGGAGAGGAAAGGGAAGCAGCUUUUUGAGACACCUUCAAAUUUUGUCAGUUACUACACCUUUUCCCCAGACAGUCCUAUUUAAUUUACAGUCUUUCUCCAGCGUUCAGCUGUAAAGGUCUCUGGGUCACAAGAGAGAAACCUAAUACUCAGUCGGUUAAGGUGUCUGACUAGAUAGACCAAUAGUUAUCUCGGCACUGAGGGCCCCUUUUCAGUACCCUAUACCCUUUCCCAGAUGCCCCCGAAUGUCAAGGAUGGAGAGGAGGUAGAAAGGGAAGGAAAGCCCCUUCGAGCAGGAUGUGGCUUCUGCUGCACAAGGUAGGAUGGCUUUAAGGGUUUUCGGGGUAUGGAUUAUUGUGGGGAAAAUAAAUCUCGGGGAAAAAAAAGCUGGGAGCUGGGAAGGAGUUGGCCAGGAGGAAAGGAAUCCACGGUUAAGAGUUCGCCAAGAAAAUUGCAAGGUGGAUGAGGCUGGGCUGGGAAUGAAGUGUGGCUUAGAUGGAGAAUUUAGGUGGAGGGUGUUGGGUGAGGGAGGAAUGAAUUUAGAAAUUCUCACGUCCAUGAUUUCCCAAACAAACAUGGAUUCAUAGAUUAUGGGGAUAGAUUUUCCAUAAUGUGGCAAGCUGACUACCUGGAUGGACAAUUAAGAUCCAGAAUAGUAUUUUUUAAAGUUUUAAAAGCAAGGGAGCCAUUAAGAAAGUAAGCAACUCUCAGGCCCAGGGCCUUGGCCCAUGUGAAACCCCAGGAACCACAGCUGGCUCUCACUCAGACCUGAGCUUUGCAUUUUAGGGUGUUUGAUUUUUAGGGUAUGUGAAGCCUGUCCAUGGUAGGGAGCCUGAGAAGAAAUUUUUCCUUGUGAAGCUGAGACACCAGGCAAAAAGCUCUAUCUUCAGAGUAAAAGAAUGAACUAGAAAUAGACAGACAUACACACACACGCUCAUCACAGAUGAUUGCAAAGAGUCUGCCCUGAACUUCUGCUGAGCAGGGUAGAUUCCGAUACUGAGAAUUUGUACCGCAGGCCAGCCUUCACACUUACUUGGGUCUGACAUUAGUACCACAGAGAUUCAAACACCCAGGCUGAGAAUCUAAUUUAGGGAUAUCCCAAGCUGAUUUUGUGCCCCUGAGCACCUGGUGAAAGCAAAUACAAAUCCUGUCUGGAGGCAUAAGCUUCAUUUUAGGUCUCAAGAAAUCCCCACUGAUGAAAUGUGAAAGAAAAUUAAUGAGCAAUUCACAGCCAAACUUAACCAAACAUACUGUGAAACAAGACGUUAUGACCAAGAAUAACAAAAGUAACAGAAAACAGAAACAAAAGGACUAAAAAGAGGCAAUUAGCAGAUACAGACUUCAAGUGGCUAACUUUUAAUAUCUUAAAAAAUAUAUAUAUUUGAAAUAUCUUGUGGGGCUAAGAAUCUAAAGAAGGACCACACAGACUUGAUAAAAGAGCCAAAUAGAAAUUCUAGAAAAACAUGUGUGUGUAUAUACAAUUAAUUAUAACAAUUAAAUUUAAAAGCUUCCUGGAUGGCUUUACUAGCCAAUUGGGCCAAGCUGAACAAUUUUAAUGAAUGACAUGCCUAGAUCUUAAGGAAUUAUCCAAAAUGCAGAUAGAAGAUGUACAAGUGAGUUUAAGAGAUCCAGAACUAGUAGUAAAAUCGUCGAUCUGACAUACCUCUGAUGGUAGGACCCAAAGGACAACCAGAGAGAAUGAUGCAGAAUUGAGAUUUAAAAGAUCAUGGCUGAGAACGUUUUAGAAUUGAUGGAUUACUCAAGUAAUUAAAAAUAAAUUCAAUAGAAUGAAAAAUGAUGCAACAAAAACGGGGGUUGCCGGGUGACACUGAACCAAGCCCUAUAAAGUCUUAGAAAAAUUAGAUGCUGAUUUUCAUAAGGUCAUGCCUUCUAAUCUGUAUUGACAGAUGGCAUCAGACUGAAGCACUGUUUGAAAUUCUGUGGAGGAGGAGGCGAAUUGAGUAACUCAUUAUUUACAUGCAUUUUGUAUCUAGCUAACUGCCAGAUUCUGUUAACUCUAAUCAAUAUUUAAUGGCUGUCUUGAUUUUCAUUGCAUGUAAUACUAUAAUUAGCAAAUAAAAAUGUUGGACAUUCCUUCCAAUAACUAUUUCUUUUAAUUGCUUUUAUCAUGUUACUGUGUUAAAAUCACAAACUGCCAUGUUAGACAUGCUAGCAGGCAUCACCAUCUUUUUCCUCCUUUUCCUGGACAUGGCUUUGUAGUUCGUGAUUGAUAAAUAAUACUUGCUUGUGUGUGUGCGUAUGGGGAUUAGUUUUUAUUGUGUUGAUAUAGUUUCCUUCUAAUUCUCUUUUAAGAGUUUUUAUUAGGAAUGAUUUCUGAAUUUGUGGCAGCUGAUGAAAUCAUGUGCUUUUUCUCCUUUAACCUGUUCCGUGAAGCACAGGGAGAUUUCCUAAUGUUGCGCCAUACUUGCAUUCCUAGGCCAAAUCUUAUUUGAUCAGGUUGUAUUAUUAUUGUAAAUAAUGGAUGGCUAAAUUUAAACAUUAUACCUGGAUUUUUUUCCAUCUCUAUUCAUACAUAAAAUAAUUCCAUGAUUUUCCCCCUUUGGGUUUACCUUUAUCAGAUUUUGCCAUUAAGAUUGCAAUAGCUUCAAAAA